AGUUACGUCAGAACACAAAGAAAUGUAAUUAAUCAGAAAUGGCACUCUCUGGGCUUCUGCCAUGACAGCUGCGCAGGUCUGGUGGGAACCCUCUGGUCCGUUACCCAACACAUUUGCCCUCAUUUCCCUUCAUUCAGUUUUUUCGCCUUGUGUAUGGUGACUUUCUUCUAUUUUCUCUGCUUUUUUUGACAUUUUAUGGGCGGUCUUCGUAUUGAUUUUUUGAAAAAUGGGAAGCCAGUCGCGCCAAGCCUGUCAGGCUCCUCGGUGCCGACAGACAGCAGAUUGCGAUCGAACUCUGUGAGAUAUGCCGGUCAACUCUGAACCACGCGCGCCGAUCAGAGUUCUUCAAGUAUGCUCUUCCUGUCUUCAAACGACAUUACAACUGUUGAUGUCUUCGACAAAAUAGCCCCGCCACUAUUCACACGGCACAUUCAAUCCAUUAAUCUUGUGCGUCGUUCCGCUACCUGUCACACUUCUACUGCCUUCACCUAGUCUAAUUAAUGCUUUUUAAUUCUUCUUCUUUUUUCUUUUUUUAAAAUAAACCCAAAAUAACCAUACA
Messenger RNA from Caenorhabditis elegans, 559 nucleotides. The record is from the annotation of a RefSeq genome assembly. NCBI's taxonomy places the organism in Eukaryota, Metazoa, Nematoda, Chromadorea, Rhabditida, Rhabditidae.